Messenger RNA from Hyaloscypha bicolor E, 750 nucleotides. RefSeq lists its product as uncharacterized. The transcript has a single exon. The coding region runs from base 158 to 655 and encodes 165 amino acids. NCBI's taxonomy places the organism in Eukaryota, Fungi, Ascomycota, Leotiomycetes, Helotiales, Hyaloscyphaceae. The record is from RefSeq and is a predicted model, not a curated record.
GCCAUAUCAGAGUAUCAGAGAUUCGAUUAUCGGGUUCAUAUUAUCACAACUGGGCAAAGAUAUCCUAUCGUCCAUCAUUGAGCAUCUGAGGGAGAGUCGGGACCAAGAGCUGGGUCGACGUCUAGCAGCAGGCUUGGCAGCUGGUCCAGAAUGGAUCAUGCUUUUGUACGCUCAAACAACUUUGAAAGACCUGGUAAGUCCACAGGAUUCUGCUGUUGCGGACACUCUUGGUAAUUUCGGAUCCGUUGCUGUGGCUGCCCUUUUCUCAGAAUGCGAUAUUCUUCUUGAAAAUCGCGAACAUCUUGAGCGUGAAGUACUAUGGUAUCUUUACUAUCAAUUUGCUAGAGGUAGUUCGUUCUACGUUUGCUUGGAUCUUGGUCAUACCAAUAGGGUUCUGCUAUCGGCGGUGCUGAACGACGUACCAGAAGGCAUGAUCUCAGCAAUUCCAACAAAUCUUGCGAGCCCAUUCUUCUCCGAAACUCGCCGGCUCUGGAUACUUGAGCCUGAGGACCUUAGAGAUUUCGAUCUGACCGACGUAGCCGCCUAUCGUAUAUAUGGAAAGGCAAACUUUCUAAGCCACUCUCCUAUCAGUGAUGACUCGGGAUACGCAACUCUUGCAAAGCACGCCUUUAUCAUUGGAGAGCAGCUGACCUGAUGGGUAAGUCAGUGGCACACUCCUUGGAUUUCAAAAUGCAGGUUUAAGUGCUGAUGGUUAUAUUGGAGGCGAAGUCUUAGUCAAGGGAAUCUGUA